Molecule: messenger RNA, 4863 nt
Organism: Zonotrichia leucophrys gambelii
Lineage: Eukaryota; Metazoa; Chordata; Aves; Passeriformes; Passerellidae
Gene: ARHGEF9
Product: Cdc42 guanine nucleotide exchange factor 9
Exons: 13
Coding region: 243-3437 (1064 amino acids)
Molecular function (GO): guanyl-nucleotide exchange factor activity; protein binding
Source: RefSeq, a predicted model, not a curated record
CCAGAGAGGGCCUGGUUAUCGAGAACGAGAGCGCCAAGGCCUUCUGCACAGUGGGAGCCUGCCUGCAGUCCCCGGAUUCGGGCACCUGGGAGAACCUGAGCUUUGAGAGUCUGGGGGGGAAGGAGCCCCUGCAGCACUGCAAAACCACAGAUGGGCUGAAAGGCCUUGGUUCCUCUGGCCUGGACAGUGGCAAUGACAGGCUUAAUGAAACCUCACCUUCUCCCUUUGGGCCAGAGCCAUCCAUGUCCCAUCUGGCAGAGCUUGCACAUGGCUCUUUCACUGAGCUGAACAGCAAAGAUCCCUCUGAGGAUCUGGUUGAACUUGCACAGAUGACUCUGGCUGAACCAAUGGAGGGCUUAGGCACUAAUCCAGAGAAGACCCAGGUCAUGGCCAGGGACCUGCCACCUUCUCAUGAUCUUUCUGUGAAUAGUCCAGAUACUGUGGACCUGGCCUGUUCUCCAGCUGCCAGUGGGGACUUUUCUGCAGAAACUGAAAUGCAGACUCACCUUCCACAGGCAUCACCAACUAAACUGGAUUCUGGAGAUGUGGCUUGUGCCCCAGUGGUUGCUAAAGACAUGGCUUCAUCUCCAACAGUAGCUCAGGAGUUUUCAGAGACAGAACUGGAUAAUCAGGACUUGAGAAAUCCUGAGCUGCCUUUGCAAAACUUGUCUGGAAGUGAGCUGGAGUUUCAAGACACGGGCAGUACCCUGGAGAGGGUCGUGGGCAGGGACCUGGCACCUUCUCCUGAUCUUCCUGUCAGUAAUCUGGAUGCUGCAGGCCUGGGCUGCUCUCCAGCUGCUGAUGGUGCCUUUCCUGCAGUGACUGAGGCUCAGGCCCACCUUGCACAGACAUCACUGGCUAAACUUGAUACUGAGGACGUGGCUUGUGCCCCAGUGAUUGCUAAAGACAUGGAUCCAUCUCCAGCUGCGGCUCAGGAAAUUUCAAGGACAGAACUGGAUAAUCAGGACUUGAGAAACCCUGAGCUGCCUUUGCAAGACUUGCUGGGAGGUGAGCUGGGGAUUCAGGACCUGGGCAGUACUCCAGAGACAUCACAGGCUGUGGGCAGGGAUGUGCCACCUUCUCCUGAUCUUCCUGUGAAUGAGCUGGGUGCUGCAGACUUGGACCAUUCCUCAGCUGCCAAUAGUGACUUCUCUGCAGCACCUGAGGCUCUGAUCCACCUGCCCCAGGCAGCUGUGACUGAAGAGAAGCAAGACACUGUCAGCACUCUGGAGAAGAGUCAGGUCACAAGAGACAGGGACCUGCCACCUUCUCACGACAUUCCCGAGAAUAUUCUGGAUGCUGCGGACAUGGGCUGUUCCGCAGUUGCCGACGUGGACUUUUCUGUAGUGACUUUUUUGAAGUGUUCCACAGUGAAAAGGCAGGGUUUGGAACAGCCUGGUGGCCGCAUUAAAAAGCGGGGAACCGCUUCAUUUGUGGAACAAAACUCUGUGGAGGUCAUGGACAGAGUGGAAGAAUUUGACUGCAGCACAGAGUGCAGGCCCUUCCAGGUGCACGUCUCGAGGAUUGUUGCUUCUGGACGCCUCAAAAAUGGAAAGCCGACAUCUCCCCCUGCUCAGCCGUCCCCGCAGGCAGAGCCCUUCAAGGCGCUGGUGGAGCGCUGCCGCUCGGAGCCGCUGUCACAGAGCACCCCCAUGGGGCUGGACCAGCUGGGAGGGCGCAUGCAGCACCUGCUCCGCAGGCGUGCUGAGAACGAGCAGGCUUCAAAGACCCUGAAGGUGCGCGGGAACUGCAGGAACGGCGGCCGUCGAUGGAACCUCUUCAAGCCUGGAGCUGAGAAGCUGCAGAUCAGUCGGCUGAUCAGUGGUGGUUCCAUUGUCAGUGCUGAGGCAGUAUGGGAUCACGUCACCAUGGCCAACCGGGAGUUGGCGUUUAAAGCAGGAGACGUCAUCAAGGUCCUGGAUGCUUCCAACAAGGACUGGUGGUGGGGUCAGAUCGACGAUGAGGAGGGAUGGUUUCCCGCCAGCUUCGUGAGGCUAUGGGUGAACCAGGAGGAUGGCGUGGAGGAGGGAACCAGCGAGGUGCAGAACGGGCACCUGGACCCCAGCGCCGACUGCCUGUGCCUGGGCAGGACCGUGCAGAACCGCGACCAGAUGAGAGCCAACGUCAUCAACGAGAUCAUGAGCACCGAGCGCCACUACAUCAAACACCUCAAGGACAUCUGUGAGGGUUACCUAAAGCAGUGCCGGAAGAGGAGGGACAUGUUCAGUGACGAGCAGCUGAAAAUCAUCUUUGGGAACAUUGAGGACAUCUACAGAUUUCAGAUGGGCUUCGUGCGGGACCUGGAGAAGCAGUACAACAACGAGGACCCCCAUCUCAGUGAGAUUGGGCCCUGCUUCCUGGAACACCAAGACGGCUUCUGGAUCUACUCUGAGUACUGUAACAACCACCUGGACGCGUGCAUGGAGCUCUCCAAGCUGAUGAAGGACAGCAGGUACCAGCACUUCUUCGAGGCGUGCCGCCUGCUGCAGCAGAUGAUCGACAUCGCCAUCGACGGCUUCCUGCUCACCCCCGUGCAGAAGAUCUGCAAGUACCCCCUGCAGCUGGCAGAGCUGCUCAAGUACACGGCCCAGGAGCACAGUGACUACAGGUACGUGGCCGCUGCCCUCGCCGUCAUGAGGAACGUCACCCUGCAGAUCAACGAGCGCAAGCGGAGGCUGGAGAACAUCGACAAGAUCGCUCAGUGGCAGGCCUCUGUCCUGGACUGGGAGGGGGACGAUAUCUUGGACCGCAGCUCGGAGCUGAUCUACACGGGAGAGAUGUCCUGGAUUUACCAGCCUUAUGGACGGAACCAGCAGCGAGUUUUCUUUCUCUUUGAUCACCAGAUGGUUCUCUGCAAGAAGGAUCUGAUCCGAAGGGAUAUCCUGUAUUACAAAGGGCGCAUAGACAUGGAUAAAUAUGAAGUGGUGGAUAUAGAAGAUGGGAGAGAUGAUGACUUCAAUGUCAGCAUGAAGAAUGCCUUCAAACUGCAUAACAAGGAGACUGAGGAAAUGCACUUAUUCUUUGCCAAGAAACUGGAGGAGAAGUUACGAUGGCUUAGAGCUUUCAGAGAAGAAAGGAAGAUGGUAAAAGAAGAUGAAAAGAUAGGCUUUGAAAUUUCUGAGAAUCAAAAGCGGCAAGCGGCAAUGACAGUAAAGAAAGUCAGUAAGCAAAAAGGUGUGAGCUACUCCAAGUCGGUUCCUCCAGCCUACCCACCACCCCAGGAUCCAUUAAAUCAGGGACAAUACAUGGUGACAGAUGGCAUAUCCCAGUCCCAGGUCUUCGAGUUCACCGAACCCAGACGCAGCCAGGCACCAUUCUGGCAAAACUUCAGCAGAUCCAGGGCAGCACGAGAGGAGUGCCUGGCCAGCCCUGCUGCUGCGGUGGUUUCACGCAAUUCAGAGGAAAUCCCGAAUCUUUGGACCAGGAAAGGAGAAUAGGAGCUCAUACAAUAAAUACCCAUAACUGCUGGGAGCCAGGGGGGCCACGGGCUCUGGCUGUGCCCAGCAGGGAUGGCUGCCCUUGCCAAGGACUGAGCAGCUCCCCAAGCCCCAGCCCUGCUGCAUCUCCUGCUGCUGCUGCUGGGACAGGUGACUGUGGCACCCCAGGCUUGUGCCCUGGUGACUGUGGCACCCCAGGUUUGUGCCCUGGUGACUGUGGCACCCCAGGCUUGUACCCAGCCCCUCCCUGGCUGUGCCAUGCCCAGCCUGCUGGGCAGCUAGGGGAGAAGGAGAAGGAUGGAGAGGAGCAGAAAUGUUGGCCCAGGCUUGUGUUCCCCCGUUCCUCCUGUGUGGAUGCACCAUUAAAGAGUUGGAUUGUGCUGCCUGCUCACAGCUGAGUGCUUUCAGCCUCCACGGGGCUCCAUCAAACACAUCCCUGGCUGGGUGGGGGUCCCAGGUGGGUUUGUGGAGCAGGGGGGUGACAACACUUCCCUGGCAAAGGGAAAUGGGUGCUUGGAUUUCCAUCUGGGACGUGCUGACUGUGGAUUCCCAGCCCAGGGAAGCCAGGCUGGGUUGGCAGGGGCUGAGCUCUGGCAUCUCCUGCAGAAGAAAUCAGAGCCCAUUCCCAGAGGCUGCUCCAGCAGAGCCCACAUUGACCCCAGAGCUCAUCCCACUCCCCACACAGAGUCCCUGGGAGGGAGGGGUGGAAACUGGGUUACAGGGGGUGGCUGGCACUCAGGGAAUGCCAAAAAUCCAGAGAUAACAGCCAUGAGAGGGGGGAAACCUGCUCAGCACUGGGCUUUAUCCUGUGAUUCUCCUGGCUUUUCAUAAAAAGGCACAUUGGUGACAGGUGAAGGGGGGUAAAGGCCACACUCCUCCUGCACAAACACAAACAAAGGCUGAUCCAAACUGCUGCAGAAAUGCCAGUUUGAAUGUCUGAAUUCCAUCCCCCACCCAGUUAUAACCCCUCUGCCAUUCCCAGGAGAAAUUCCAAGAGGGCAACAGGGAAAGGGCUCUGCCCUCAGUGCCAGGAUUAUCCAUCCCUGCACCAAACCACACCAUGUGAACACAGGGGCUGCUCACUGGGGUCUGCAGGGGUGCAAAGAGUCUGGAAACCAACAGAAAUGCUGUGCUGGGCUGCCCCUGUGCCAGGGCAAACAGAUGUUCCAAUAAAUAACCAUGGCUGGGAGGGUUUCUACCCAAACCUUGUGGAGGGAUCCUUCAGCUGGAACUGAGCAUGGAGAAGCUGCCAGCAGAGCCACCAGCAGCUCUGUCCAGCUGUGAGGGGCUGGAAAAAGCCUCAGCAGCAAAGGCAGAAUGAAUGACAUGGGAACACUUGUCUAGGUAAAAUAUAUGGAAUUUUUUAAAAAAUGUUCCUCUUGACUUGUGGCUCGUAAUGAAUUAAAGCUGCUCUGGAAAAUCCUCA